Molecule: messenger RNA, 2346 nt
Organism: Brettanomyces nanus
Lineage: Eukaryota; Fungi; Ascomycota; Pichiomycetes; Pichiales; Pichiaceae
Exons: 1
Coding region: 1-2346 (781 amino acids)
Molecular function (GO): RNA helicase activity; ATP binding; nucleic acid binding
Source: RefSeq, a predicted model, not a curated record
AUGUCAGUAACUAAGCUAGCAAAAGAGAUAUCAACUAGGUUUGCAUCUCUUGAAUUUAUUCCUACGAUUUCUGACAGUGAAACUGAAGAAAUUCCAGAUUUGGAUGACGAUAAUGAUAAUGAGAAAAAGACAGAUGGAGAAGAUGAUGAAGAAGAAGAAGAUAGCGAGGUUGGCAAAGAUGAGACUGCUAAGAUAGCGAAGACUGAUAAGAAGAAGAAGAAGAAGAAGAGCAAGAAAAGUAAGAAUCAGGAGGAUCAAGAACAGAAUGAGGCUGGAGAUUUGAAUCCUGAUUUUACCUUUGAUCUGGGUGAUGAUUUGGAUACUAACGGAUUUGAAGGAUGGGACUUUGAUCCUGAAGAAGGAAAAGAAAAGGAGGAGAAAAAAGAUGUAGAUUUGGAUAGUAUUAUUAAGAGAAAGGGAGGAUUAUCAGGAAAGUUGAGUGUGAAUGAAGAACCGAAGAAACCGGAGGAUGUCUUAGAAAAGGAAGAGAAGGAUGACUCUGAUGAUGAUGAAUUGGCCAUGGAUGGAUUUGGAAUGGGAGCAAAAGGGCAAGAAGAAAAGAAAAAUGAAGAGAAAAUGGCAGCAAACGAUAAGAACAAUAACGAUGACGAUGAUGAUGAUGACGACGGUGGUUUUGAUGCCACCAUAAAUGCAUUGUAUGACACAGCGGAUCAGGAUGAAGAUGAAGAAGAGAAACAAAAAGAUUCUGCUAAAGCUAUCGAAAAGUUUUAUGAUAGUCAUGAAGGAGAAUCUGCACAAAAAACUCUCUAUAAGGACUUUCAAUCGCUGAACUUGUCAAGACCAGUGCUCAAAGGUCUCUCUGCAUUAGGAUACUCCAAACCAACACCUGUUCAAAGCGCAUCUAUUCCUAUUGCACUUAUGGGUAAAGAUAUUGUUGCAGGAGCACAAACAGGUUCUGGUAAGACUGCUGCUUACAUGAUUCCUAUCGUGGAAAGACUAUUGUACAAGCCCACGAAAGUAUCAUCCACAAGAGUUGUAAUAUUGGCACCUACCAGAGAGUUGGCUAUUCAGGUGGCUGAUGUAGCAAAAAGAGUUUCACGGUUUGUUGGUGGAAUCACUAUUGGUAUGGCAAUUGGUGGUUUGAACUUGAGAAGGCAGGAACAAGAGUUGAAGACGAGACCUGAUGUUGUUAUUGCAACGCCCGGUAGAUUCAUUGAUCACGUGAGGAAUUCUCCCUCUUUUAAUGUUGAUUCUGUAGAGAUUCUCGUUCUUGAUGAAGCUGAUAGAAUGUUAGAGGAAGGUUUCCAUAGUGAAAUUACCGAGAUUCUUGAAUUGGUUCCGCAGAAAAGGCAGACUUUGUUGUUUUCUGCCACCAUGAAUUCUAGUAUUAGUGAUUUAAUCCAACUUUCUCUAAGAAAGCCUGUGAGAAUCAUGAUCGAUCCUCCAAAGGCAGCAGCUGCUGGUUUAUUGCAGGAGUUUGUUAGAAUAAGGAAAAGAGAGACAUUGAAAGCCGCUUUGUUGUUUAGUAUCCUCUCUAAACUUGAUUCGGCUGAGCAAAUUCGUAUCAUGGUAUUUGUGGCCACCAAGAAUAUGGCGCAUCGUCUCAGAAUUAUUAUGGGAUUGUUGGGCUUGAAGGUGUCUGAGUUGCACGGUGCUCUUACACAAGACCAACGUUUAAAAAGUAUCACAGAUUUUAGGAAAUUGACGGUGCCGAUUUUGAUUUGUACAGACUUGGCAGCUAGGGGUUUGGAUAUUCCAAAAAUUGAAGUUGUUAUCAACUUCGAUAUGCCGAAAUCUCACGAGAUCUAUUUGCAUAGAGUUGGUAGAACUGCUAGAGCUGGAAGAGAAGGUAUCUCUAUUUCGUUUGUGGGAGAGGCUGUUAGAGAACGUCGUAUAGUGAGAGAGUCCAUAAAGCAAGUGGAAACGGCACAUUCUGGAAAGGCUGUAGGAAGAAAAGUUAACUGGGAUGAUGUGGAAAAGAUAAAUGAUGUUAUUGAGGGUAAACGAGAAGUGAUUAAGGAUAUUCUUGAAGAGGAAAAGGGUGAAAAAGAGAUGAUUCAAGCUGAAAUGGAGUUGAAGAAGGGUGAAAACUUGUUAAGAUACAAAGAAGAGAUUCAAUCUAGGCCUAGAAGAACGUGGUUCCAAUCGGAAAGAGAAAAGAAAGAAGAAAAAGUGAUUGGUGCCAUGGGAAAGUUGAAGAAGAUUACGAGUAAGAAGCGGAAGGCGGAAGAGGCCAGAGAAUCUGAUAAUGGUAGCAAUGGAAGAAGCUACAAAAAGACUAAAAGGGAUAGAAUCGAGGAUCAGAGUGGAGAGAGAAGAAAAAAGGAGAUAACCAAGAAGAAGCAGAAAAAGAGAGCAAAGAAGGCUAGAAAGAGAAUGGAUUGA